AUGGCAGACCAAUUUCCCCAACAAAUGCGCGCAGCAACCAUCAAAGACUUCAACAAAGGCUACGAAGUAAAAGACGUAAAGGUUCCCGCCGAACUCGGUCCAAACGAUGUCCUCGUCAAGAUUGCUGCCGCAGGCUACUGCCACACAGAUCUCCAAGUCCAGCAGGGCGUUUACGCCUCCGCCGGCGCGAAGCCAGGUCUCGUUGGUUCCCACGAACCCGCUGGCACCAUCGUCAAGCUCGGUUCCGAAGCAGGCAAGCAGGGCCUACAAGUAGGCGACCGCGUCGGCUCCAUCAACACCUACGGCUGCUGCGGCAAGUGCAACUCGUGCAACCAGGGGAAGCAGGUCUGCGAUAACCUCGUCGGCGUGCUGGGACUGACCCUCGACGGCGGAUUCGCGCAGUACAUGAAGGCCGACGCCCGUGUCGUGGCCAAGAUUCCCGAGUCAAUCCCCUGGGCUGAGGCCGCGCCUUUAUUCUGCGCCGGUGCGACUGUCUACGGUGCACUUUGUGCCGCGCAAGGCCAGAAAGACCAAUGGCUUGUCAUUAUCGGCAUCGGAGGCCUGGGACACCUCGGUGUACAGUAUGCCAAGGCAUUGGGAUACAAGGUCAUUGUCAUCGACAAUAGACAAGAAGGUCUCGACCUAGCCAACGACGUGCCCUCACACCUGAAGCCCGACCGCACGUACCUAAUUGACACUGAAGAGUCUCAGAAGAAGGUCGUCGAAGAGCUCCAGACUUCAUUUUAUGAUACCAACCCCGGCGUCGACCGCGUCGUCAUCACGACCGAAGCACGGCCGCUCGUCAGGUUCGGACAGCAAUUCUUGCGCAAGGGUGGUGUACUGGUCGAUGUCGGUCUCCCUGCCGACGGACCUUUCGAAGUCGAUCCCUUCGCGCUGAAUUUCAAGGAGCAGACUGUUCGUGGUGCGUUGAUUUGCACUCCUGAACGGAGCAGAGAGAUGGUUGAAUUGCAUGCGAAGAAUGGUUGCAAGACGCACAUUGAGAAGACGUAUGGUGUCGACCAGGCCAAUGAGAUGGCGGAACACUACUUGUCUAAGCAACUCAAGGGCCGUUUGUGCAUGGUUUUCUAG
Colletotrichum godetiae is the source of this 1089-nucleotide messenger RNA. Its product is annotated as alcohol dehydrogenase GroES-like domain-containing protein. Bases 1 to 1089 code for a protein of 362 amino acids. Gene Ontology annotation, molecular function: alcohol dehydrogenase (NAD+) activity. Gene Ontology annotation, cellular component: cytoplasm. The transcript has a single exon. The record is from RefSeq and is a predicted model, not a curated record. Lineage: Eukaryota; Fungi; Ascomycota; Sordariomycetes; Glomerellales; Glomerellaceae.